Molecule: messenger RNA, 2150 nt
Organism: Sinocyclocheilus rhinocerous
Lineage: Eukaryota; Metazoa; Chordata; Actinopteri; Cypriniformes; Cyprinidae
Product: myosin-IIIb-like
Exons: 21
Coding region: 132-2141 (669 amino acids)
Biological process (GO): regulation of actin filament length; peptidyl-serine phosphorylation
Cellular component (GO): myosin complex
Molecular function (GO): protein serine/threonine kinase activity; ATP binding; microfilament motor activity
Source: RefSeq, a predicted model, not a curated record
GAGAGAGAGAGAGACGCUGCGUGGACGCGACAGAGCCUGGAUAGAAACACAGAAACGCGAGCUGUUGUUUUGUGAUGCGAGACUGUAAGAUUGGACCGUUUGAAGCUCACGAGCAACAUUAGAGACGGAGGAUGGAGGAAAAGCUGCCUGAAGAUCUGGCGAAUCUCUCCGAGCUGGACGAGAAAAGUUUGCUGGAGGUUUUGACUGGACGCUUUACACAGAACCUCAUCUAUACCUAUAUAGGGGACAUCUUGGUGGCUAUUAACCCAUUUAAAUAUCUUUCAAUUUAUGAAAAAGAGGUAUCCGAGCAGUACAAGUGCCAUGAGAAGAAGUCUUUGCCCCCUCAUAUAUGUGCUGUGGCGGACCGGGCGUAUCAGUCCAUGCUGGGACGUCUGGCCACGGGACCCAAGAACCAGUGUAUCGUGAUCAGUGGUGAGAGUGGCGCGGGUAAAACCGAGAGCACCAAACUGCUGCUGAGACACAUCAUGGAGCUGUGCAAGGCCAACUCACAGCUAGAGCAGCAGAUCCUGCAGGUGAAUCCACUUCUCGAGGCCUUUGGAAACGCUCAGACGGUCAUGAAUGACAAUAGCAGUCGCUUCGGGAAAUACAUCCAGCUCCGCUUCCAGAACUCUUCAGUAAAAGGGGCCAAAAUCAAUGAGUACCUCCUGGAGAAAUCCCGUGUGGUUCAUCAGGACGAGGGUGAGCAGAACUUCCAUAUCUUCUACUUCAUGUUGGCCGGCAUCUCCACGGAGGAUAAAGAGAUAUACGGCCUCCUGGACCCCACGCGCUACCGUUAUUUGAAUGGGAGGUUUGGGAAGGAAGACAUGGUUCAGGCCUGGCGUUUGAAAUAUGCUGAAGUGUGGAACGCCAUGGACAUGGUGGGAUUUGAGGAGCAGGAAAAGGUGGACAUGAUGACUAUUCUAGCUGGCAUUCUGUCUUUGGGGAACAUCGCCUUUGAGACAACAGACAGUGAUGCUCUGAAGGUGUCCGAGGCAUCACGUGGCUGGUUAAAAGCUACAGCGGGUCAGUUUGGCGUCCAGGAAGAGGAUUUACUGAAGAGUCUGACCUGCACCACGUCAGUGACGCGAGGAGAGGCCAUCCAGCGACUCCACAACCAGCAGCAGGCUGAAGACGCCAGAGACUCCAUCGCUAAAGUGGCCUACGGUCGCGUGUUCGGAUGGAUCGUCAGUAAAGUCAACGAGCUGCUCGCUCCUAAAGUAGACUGUGAUGUGGAGCUCAAUGAAAUAGGAAUCCUUGACAUUUUUGGCUUUGAAAACUUCGCUGUGAACCGAUUCGAGCAGCUCUGCAUUAAUCUGGCUAACGAACAGCUCCAGUAUUUCUUCAACCAUCACAUUUUUCUGAUGGAGCAGAAAGAAUAUAAAGAGGAAGGCAUCACAUGGGAGACCAUAACCUACAAGGACAACAAACCCAUACUGGACCUGUUCCUCACCAAACCCAUUGGGAUUCUCUCACUGCUGGAUGAGCAGAGUGCCUUUCCUCAGGCCACUGACCGCAAUUUUGUUGACAAGUUAAACAGCAAAUUUAAAACGGCUCCCAACUUUGAGGUUGUGCGAAACCACACCCCUCUGUUCACUAUUGUGCACUACGCUGGGAAGGUGCAGUACAAUGCAAGUGGAUUUCUUGAGAAAAACAGAGACACGAUACCGGCCAACAUUCGCGAGCUCUUCAUCAACAGCGUCACUCCUCUCCUCAGCGUUCUGUUCGCAGCCACAAUUUCCCGAACAGGCACACUAAUGCCACGGAGAGCCAAGUUACAAGUUGCAGAUGACAACUUUAACUCGACCAGGAAGCAGUCCGUCGGUGCACAAUUCAAGCGUUCUCUGGCUGUCCUCAUGGAGAAGAUGUUUGCGGCUGGUCCACACUUUGUUCGGUGCAUCAAACCCAACCGAAGCAAGCAGCCCGAUCAGCUGGACAGUAAACUGGUGAUGGAUCAGCUGAGAUACAACGGCCUGAUGGAAACCAUCCGAAUCCGGCGGGACGGUUUCUCGUGGCGUCCGAAGUUCAGGGAGUUUGCAGAGAGGUACAACAUUCUGCUGCUGAAACCGGAUCUCCCGCUGGACAAAACCAGUUGCAUGUCGAUCCUGAACAGCACUGAACUCUCUGGCUGGAAGUGCGGGUAAGUUUGAGCG